Messenger RNA from Plenodomus lingam JN3, 678 nucleotides. RefSeq lists its product as uncharacterized. Gene Ontology annotation, molecular function: 3-hydroxyacyl-CoA dehydratase activity. NCBI's taxonomy places the organism in Eukaryota, Fungi, Ascomycota, Dothideomycetes, Pleosporales, Leptosphaeriaceae. The record is from RefSeq and is a predicted model, not a curated record. Gene Ontology annotation, biological process: fatty acid elongation; very long-chain fatty acid biosynthetic process; sphingolipid biosynthetic process. Gene Ontology annotation, cellular component: endoplasmic reticulum membrane.
AUGUCCCACACGACCAACAACCCUCCCUCUCCUCCCCAAUCCACUGCCCACAUGACCCGGUACACGCCACGCACCCUAUACCUCACGGCAUUCAACACGCUGUUCUCUGCGCUCUGGGCAAGCGUGUUUGUGCAUGUGGUAGUGUUGAUAUGGAGGGGAGAGGAACGGGGGCGGAUUUUCGAGCAGACGGAGUUUGGGGUAAGGUGGUUGCAGAGUGUGACAGUGGUUGAGAUUUUGCAUUCAUGGAUUGGCCUCAUAAAAUCCCCCCUCCCAACAACAGCCCUCCAAGUCGGCACCCGCAUCAUCCAAGUCUGGCUCAUCUGGCACACCUUCCCUCUCAGCACCGCCGCUUCCCUAGCCUACCCGGCGCUGCUGCUGGCCUGGUCGGUUGCAGAUGGGAUUCGGUAUGCGUAUCUGGCUUUGAACAUGCAUGGGAUGGCGCCAGGGUGGUUGGUUUGGAUUCGGUACACAAUGUUUUAUAUUCUUUACCCCAUUGGCAUUGCAGCAGAAUGGUGGUUGUUCUACAUGGCGGUGGAGCCGGGGCGGAAGAUUAAUGGGCUGAUUCCGCCCGUGUUUUAUUUCUUGUUGGCGCUUUAUGGACCUGGGUCGUACAAGAUGUAUACGUAUAUGAUUAAGCAGAGGAGGAAGACGCUGGGGGGAAAGCAGCGGAGGUCUUGA